AAUGGAGGACGAAGUUGGUUAUCAAUUUGUGCAGAUUUUAUCAAAAACUAUCGUAUUAACAAAUAUUUGCUAAUCACUUUAAGUGUAAACAGUUGAUUAUUUAUCAUUAUUUGGAAUUAGGUGUUUGAAACAGACUGCCACUAACCAUGGAUGAGAAUACAAGCCUUAUAUCGGGGAAAAAUAAAGAAACUGGUCAGUCUGUGAACGGAACAGGAUGUAAAGUGAAAGUAGCAGAGGGUGCCGUUCUCAUGACAAUAACACUAGAAAGAAUAGCAUUCUAUAGUUUAGCAGGAAAUCUGGUGUUGUUUUUAAAUACAAACCCAUACGCAUGGACAUCAUACAAUGCUAUGUAUGCCUUGUUAUAUUUUUUUGGAAUCUCAUAUUUAAUGUCUUUUUUUGGAGGUUUAAUCGCAGACACACUGUUAGGCAGAUUCAAGAGUCUACUAUUGUCCUUGCUCCUGUACUUGGUUGGUUAUCUUUUUCUGCCGUUAUUACGGAGUACACCUCAUAACAUACCUAUACAUCCUGAACUAGAUCUGCCAAAACUUUGCAAACUUCAUCAGAGUCCUUAUAUCAAUAUCUCACAUGGAUUAAUGGAUAUAAAUCAGCAGAAGUCACCAUUUGAUGAAAGUUGUUCUGGCCUGAUGUUUGGAGUACUGACUCUAAUUGCUGUUGGAAGUGGUCCAUUCAGAUCAAAUAUUGCUCCUUUUGGAGCUGAUCAGGUUAAAGGUGAAAGUCAGCAAGCUAAUUUGACUUUUUUCAAUUGGUAUUACUGGUGUGUUAAUGUUGGAACACUGAUUGCAUUGUUAGUUAUUACAUAUGUACAACAACAUGAAAGUUUUUAUGACGGAUACUUGUCUGCAUUGAUUUGUCUGGCUGUGGCAGCUUUUGUAUUCCUUUGUGGUUCCUGUAGUUAUGUGUACAGGCCAAGGACAGGCAGUGUGUUUAAGAAUAUAUUCACAGUCUUAUGUGAAGCAUGCAACAAAUGUUGCAGGAGACGAAAACCUGAUUCAGGUUUUGGUGAUAAUGCCAUUGAACAGCCUUCAUCAUGUUUGGACCAUGCUAUGUAUCGAUAUGGAGGAAACUUUCAGGAGGGAACUGUUAAUGAGGUUAAAAAGGUCCUCAAAAUUAUAUGUGUGUUCCUGACCAUGGUUCCAUACUGGAUGGUUUACUUUCAGAUGGAGACAACAUUCCUGUUACAAGGACUUCAUAUGAAUUUAAACUUGCCAAAAGAAAGUACUAAUGUAACAGUUGACUGUAACCCCCAGAAUUCCACAGGAAAUGACGACCCUGAUGAUAUCUCUGGCAAGCCUCCAAAGCUUGUUGCAGCAUGGUUAUCAAUAUUUGACAUUAUAUUUGUGAUUAUUCUCAUACCAGUGUUUGAUCGUAUAAUUUAUCCACGGCUAGCCAAGGCAGGACGUCCUAUGGGAUUUGUAUUACGUGUAAGUCUUGGGAUGAUGAUUGCUGCUAGUGCGGUAUGUGUGGCUGGAGUUGUAGAACAUUAUCGCCUGAAGUCAGUUUAUCAAAAUGAUAGUAUGCCUUGCUGUAGACAUACAGUUCAACAAAAAAUAGGGCAUACUGUAUAUAAUGCAGCAGAGAUGUCAGUAUUGUGGCAGAUACCACAGUAUGCACUGAUUGGACUGAGUGAAGUAUUUGCCUCAAUUGCAGCUUUAGAAUUUGCCUACCUGAUGGCGCCCAAGUCUGCUAAAGGUAUCAUUAUGGGUUUGUUUUAUUUGUUCACCGGAGUUGGAAGCUUCAUAGGAUUUGCAUCAAUGGCAAUCUUUCAGGGAAUUUGGUUUGGACCAUAUGAUAGUGGAAAUAUAAACUGUCGUCUGCCAUGUACAGAAAAUGGUGGAAAGUUUGACAUCAAACUCAAAUGCCAUUUAGACAAUUAUUUCUUUUUCCUAGCAGGCAUUGAAGUCUUAGGGCUACUGUUGUUUUUGUUUGUUGUAAAAAUUUGCCGUAUUCAAAAUGAAAUUUCUGCAGUGGUUCGUCAGAAAUCUCAGCCACAGUUAAUAUCCAAAAGAUCAGUUACUGAAAGACUGAAAUCACCUGUUUCUUUGCAAAGGCAGUCAAGUUCAGACAUCAGUGUCACAUGAAAAAACUGUAUACUCCAUUUAUUUUAUAAAAAUACUAAAGAGGAAUUCAUAGAAAGAGAAAUGAAAUGAAACAUUCUAUUUCAGAAGAAAAAUGUACACCGCAUUGAUUUUGUGUCACGGAUGGAUACCCUAUAUCCAGUCCUUUGUUUUUCUAUUACAGUAAUUAAAAAAAAUUACUAUAAUUAUCAUUCUCAUCUGAAUUUUCUGAUUGAUGAUAUUUUAUAGUUAUUUUACAUAUAUCUACAAAUUAUUAGUAAUUUGAAUCUUCAAUGAACGAUACUUUCUCCAGUCAUAGGUACAUUAAAUGUGAGUCUUCUAUUGAUGAGGUGUCUCUUGCACCAUAAAGAAAUGAGAAUCUGUAAAAAGAGACUGCUACCUACGGUAGGAUGCGAGUUUUCUGUGAAAGUUGUGUUCUUUUCCACUGACAUCCUUAGGAUUGUUCCAAAAUUUAUCUGGUGGGGAUGGGAACACUCAAAUAAAUUAAAUAUGGUUGCAUUUUCCUUAGAAUUUUGUAAGAACUAUCUUAUAAAGUAAAAGAAAAGUUUUAUUUUAUGGGUGCCAGGGUCUUCAAAAAGUGCCUCCCAUCUCCACCAUGUAUUUAAUUUUGGAACAGCCCUUAAAUGUAAGUCUCUAAAGACAUGUAUAGCAUCUGUCAAACCAUUUCCAUGAAAUUCUUAUACCAUUUUAUUAUUGUGCAGCACUGAUUUUAUUUAUGUAUUAUAUAUUUAUAUACUUUUCCAUGUAAAUAUUUCACUAGGAUUUUUAAAGCGUUCGCAUAGUUUGUUUACAUAGACAACGUAUCUACCUUAAAGCUGAAUAAAUCAAUGAAACUUUCAAGAAUCUCUUCCGUGCCUAUUGAUAUUGUUCACCUUAUUGCCUGGGGUCAUGAACUAAUUUCUGUGAAAAGGGCCAAAAUUUUACAUGAACAACUUUCAGAAAUGAUCAAAACUAGACUAUAGUUGUGCCCAUAUGCAAAUUAUUCAGACAUUAUUUCAUACAAUUAGACUAUCUUAUCUUACAAAUGUAUAACAAUAUGCCAGUCUAAAACAAGAUUUUUAGUAAAAAUUUGAGAUAAGUGUCUACAAAUUCUUGAAAAAUAAAUAUUUCUGAAUAAUGUGUCAGAAAAUUAUCCUAUCCCAUCAGGCAUCAUUCUUACUUCCAGUUAAAAUAUACUUGUUUUCAGUCCUGUUUAACUGUACAAUGGAAUCCACUUAAAUGUAUACCUUCUAAUUACAAAAUCCUGCACAUUUAUUGGCAGGUGCAUGUGACUCAAAUCUUAAAUUACUAGGCUUACCAGAUUUCCUGAGUUCUCUCAGGGCACUCCUACUUCCUCCACCAAUAAAAACAAGCUGUCAGGAUAUAGUCAAUAGUGCUGAAAGUAGCAUUAAACACCAACAAUCAAUCAAUCAAAACAACUUGGAACUCUUCCCUUUACCACCACCAUUAUGUGUAUAUGAAUUGAAACAAUAGGUACACAUAAAGUCAUAUGUUAACUUCUAAAUGUAGUUUUGUUUUUUAUUCUUGCUUGGUUGAUUUCUCAUUUAUAUAUACCUCAUAUCACCUUUCACUUGUCUUUUGCAUUUUUAUAUUAAUGCACCUUAAACUUUUUUACUCAUUGUUUCCAUGUUUUAAAUAUAUAAAAUCAAAAAUUAUAUAAUCAUUGUACAUUAUUGUUUGUAUUGUAAGGUCACACCAAAUCAAGUUGUUGAUCUUUGAAUUGUUUUAUGCUAAAAACUAGGUGAAAGCCAGUGAAAUUUUUAUUAAUUUUAUACCGAAAUAGGUAUAUACAGAGAAUUUUUAGGACUCUCUAGGAUGAUGCUUGCACAAAUAAUUUGUUGCGGCUUUUGAAAGAUUGUUAAAAUAUGGUGCUAUCUGAUAUUGAGCUGUGAAGAGCAUUUCUUGCAUAAUUGUAUAUUUUAUAGAUGUAGUUUUGGUAAAGAUUAUUUUUAAUUAUCAAAAUUGUGAUAGAUGUAAUGUUUUGUUAUAAUCAAAUUAUAAAACAUUUCCUAAUAAAAUUUUAGAAUAUUAUAA
This is a messenger RNA of Mytilus californianus (California mussel), 4130 nucleotides long. RefSeq names its product solute carrier family 15 member 4-like. Gene Ontology annotation, molecular function: transmembrane transporter activity. The coding region runs from base 147 to 2099 and encodes 650 amino acids. NCBI's taxonomy places the organism in Eukaryota, Metazoa, Mollusca, Bivalvia, Mytilida, Mytilidae. Gene Ontology annotation, biological process: transmembrane transport. The transcript has 8 exons. Gene Ontology annotation, cellular component: membrane. The record is from RefSeq and is a predicted model, not a curated record.